Molecule: messenger RNA, 672 nt
Organism: Seminavis robusta
Lineage: Eukaryota; Bacillariophyta; Bacillariophyceae; Naviculales; Naviculaceae
Source: the annotation of a GenBank genome assembly
AUGCCCACCACGAGAAGAACACAGCGGCCAGUAAUCGAUAUUUUCAAUAGACCGGAUCAAACUCAUCAGGGCAACAAUAUAACAGAUUCUGAAGCAUUCAGGGUAAGCGCGAAUUCAGCCGCCAAUGAAACUGAUUCCGAUUUUGCAUUGUUUGGGGCAGACGAGGUGGAGAAUGAGAGGGAGAACUAUGGAGAGAACAAAGAAAUACACAGUGAUGAUGACGAUAGUAAAGUUAAUGAUGGUAAAGUCGAAUCCAAAGAGGGGGGUAUUGCAGCCCCGACGCAACCAGCACAAAUUGAAGGUAUUUUUGAAGUAGAGCAAGAAUGGGAAGAUAGAUACAAUGAUAGUGACAGUUCAUCUAGUUCUUUUGAGUCGGAUAAACCUCAUUUUAGAGUUACCAGGGAAUCUGCCAGGCAGGCAGCUGCCGUGGCUGCUGAGAAAGCAAAACAGCAACAACCGCCACUAGAACACAAAGUGACUGAUAUGACAUCAUUCCUUCGAGUGUUCUUAAACAGUGACGGCGCUGCUGUUGGAUUGCCUUUUAGACGAGCUGUUGACGCUGUCAUCGUCAUUAGCAAGCAUAGAAAGCUCUGUAUCUUCUCGUUCCUGUUCAUGGUCCGAAUUGUCGGCUGUAUCACUGGUCAGCAACAAAUGGUAGUCCUGCAUGGAUAA